Molecule: messenger RNA, 2076 nt
Organism: Triticum turgidum subsp. durum (durum wheat)
Lineage: Eukaryota; Viridiplantae; Streptophyta; Magnoliopsida; Poales; Poaceae
Source: the annotation of a GenBank genome assembly
AUGGCGAGGCUGCUGCUGGGGCUCUCGCUCCUGGCCAUGGCGCUCGGGCUCGGCUGCUGCGCUUCCAUCGCCCCGGCCCCUGAGCCCUCCGCCUCCGAGCCCUCCGUCUCAGACGACGUGCGUGCGCUCCUCGCCUUCAAGCGAGCCAUCGACGGCGACCCUCGCGCCCAGCUCUCCGACUGGAACUCCAGCGAGCCGGAUCACUGCUGGUGGUCCGGCGUCUGGUGCUCGCUCUCCGACGGCCGUGUGGUGGCGCUGGAGUUGUCAAACUCAUCUCUCUCGGGGUUCCUUGCACCAGAGAUUGGAUCCUUGACUUCUCUGCAAAAACUCAUAUUGGAUCACAAUGCAUUCACGGGCUCGAUACCGAGAGAAAUCGGCAAGUUAAAGAACCUUACAGUGCUGAAUCUCAGCACAAAUCAACUGGAGGGGCCCAUUCCAAGUGAGACCGGUGACAUGGAAAACAUCACAACAAUAGACCUUCACGCGAAUCGGUUGAGUGGCGCCAUCCCUCCUGAGCUCGGUAAGCUGACAAACCUCAAGGAGCUACGGUUGAGCAACAACAGCCUCACAGGGACUAUUCCUGGAAGUAAUGAUUCCAUCAUGGUGUCCACCAACAAAGAAGAUCAAGUUGGUUUGUGUCAGUUAGCUCAGCUAACUGAUAUAGACCUCUCAGAUAACCUUUUAACUGGAGGUAUUCCUGCGUGCUUCAGGCACAUCCAAAGAUCAAGAAUGGCAGGGAAUUGCUUCCAGAACAACGACACAAUGAAUCGCCCUGACUGGCAAUGUGGAAACAGCACGGAUGCAGGCAAAGACAACAACAGUAUUGGUGAAGAUGGGCGGAGAGGAAGAGUGAUACAGCCACUGUGGCUCCUCAUUGUGGAAGUCGUGACAGGAGUUUCAGUGCUCUCCAUUUUAACACUCUGUGCCAUCGCUGGUCUCAGAAGACGCAAAGAUAGAUCCUCCAGGAGAGGUGUUCCAUGGACAAGAGCGUUAAGCUGGAAGGAAACCAACGUGAUCUCAAUCGAUGAUGACCUGCUGGGGAAUGUGCCGAAAAUAAGCCGGCAAGAGCUCGCCGAGGCCUGCGAAGACUUCAGCAACAUAAUUGGGUCCUCCCACGAGACGGUGGUGUACAAGGGGACCAUGAAGGAUGGCCGGGAGAUCGCCGUCGUGUCGAUGUCGGCUCCGGUGCAUUACUGGACGAACUACGUCGAGCUUUAUUUUCAGAAGGAGGUGGUAGAAGUGGCGAGACUGAGUCACGAAAACGCGGCGAAGAUGGUGGGAUACUGCAAGUCGUCCGAUCCGUUCUCGAGAAUGGUGGUCUUCGAGUACCCACCCAACGGGACGCUCUACGAGCAUCUCCACGAUGUGGAAGGGUGUCAGCUAUCCUGGCCGAGGCGGAUGAAGAUAGCGCUGAGCAUCGCGCGCGUCCUCAGAUACCUGCACACCGAGCUGCAGCCGCCGUUCGCCGUCGCCGCGCUGGCGUCCAGCUCCAUCUAUCUGACUGAAGACUUCUCACCCAAGGUCGUUGACUUCGAGAGGUGGAGGGGUCUCGUGGGCAAACCCCUCCUCAGCUCCGGCUGCGUGGUGAACGGCGGCGGCGGGCAUUCCAACGGCGUCGUGGACUCCCGGCACGUGCGCUUCAUGGACGUCCAGGCCAACACCUUCGCCUUCGGGGUGAUCCUCCUGGAGCUGAUCAGCGGCAGGGCCUCGCUCUCCAAGGACACAGACGACCUGGUGAACUGGGGCGAGGAAGCACUUGGAGCAGCCGGGGGAGUUUGGCAAGCUGGUGGACCCGAAGCUGAGGAGCGUGAGCCAGGAGAGCCUGGGCAUCAUCUGCAACGUGGUGAACCUGUGCAUCGACGCCGAGCCGUCGCGGAGGCCCUCCAUGAACAUGAUCGGGGCCAUCCUCGAGGAAGGCGUCGACACGUCCGUCAGGGACUCCUCACUGGCCUGGGCGGAGGCGGCCAUCUCCUAGAUAGAUGCCUUUUGCUUCGCUGCUGUCGCGCGUAUGGUGUGUGUGUGUAUGUGUGUGUGUGUGUGUGUGUUUUGACGGGCGCUGCUGUCGUGUGUUCAUAA